Molecule: messenger RNA, 1422 nt
Organism: Gloeophyllum trabeum ATCC 11539
Lineage: Eukaryota; Fungi; Basidiomycota; Agaricomycetes; Gloeophyllales; Gloeophyllaceae
Exons: 9
Coding region: 1-1422 (473 amino acids)
Biological process (GO): cytoplasm to vacuole targeting by the Cvt pathway; autophagy
Cellular component (GO): phagophore assembly site
Molecular function (GO): phosphatidylinositol binding
Source: RefSeq, a predicted model, not a curated record
AUGCUAGGCGACGACGAGGAUGUGUUCGAUAGUGUCACUUGGGAGUCGCCGUCGGCCCCAGCAUAUGGUACAGAGGAGCCUACCGCGCCCGUAGGGCCCGGAUUCAAACAGAGUACCUCAGAAAGUGAGGAUGGCCGUGGACCUCACGAUCCUAAAUGGGAGGGGUACUUGAUCACCUCCGUCAAGGAUCCCGUGAAGGAGUUGGCAGAGACCAAAGACGCUUAUGUGUCCUACCUUGUUUUUGCACAUACCAACCUUCCGAUAUUCUCGACUCCCAACCCGUCGUCUCGACGGCGCUUUCAAGACUUUGUCUUCUUGCGGGAGAACUUGGUGAAAGACUUUCCAGCAUGUGUGGUUCCUCCGCUGCCCGACAAGCAUCGCCUAGAAUAUAUUACAGGCGACCGUUUCAGCCCUGAGUUUAUCGAGCGUCGGCGGCUCGAUCUACAUCGCUUCUUGCAGCGUAUCGCACGACAUCCCACUCUGCAGCGCAGUACUCUUGUGCGCGCAUUCUUCGAGUCAACGGAAUGGCAUGUCACCAUGCAUCAACAUGUUGCACAUCCCCCAGUGCCCGAAACAUCGACAGGAAUAAUUGACAGCCUCUCAGAUACCUUGCUCAAUGCGUUCUCCCGUGUGCGCAAGCCUGACGAGCGAUUUCUCGCCAUGCGGGAAAGGGUCGACAAAUUCGAAGAGGGCUUGAACGCUACCGAGAGGAUGUGGACACGCAUCAGGAAUAGAACAAACGCUGAAAGAGCUGGCGAUCCGGACACUGGUGAAGAUUUGACCGCGGACUAUCACGACAUGGCUGUCGCCGUUCAAGGCCUGGGUUUCUUGGAAUCCGGGAUUACCGAUCCUCUCAAUCAUUUUUCCAACACGCUGCUGGAGUUUUCGGCUCUACAGCGCCAUUUGACUCAAACGACCACCGAUCCAUUCCUCGUCCAUCUGCACUCCCUCCUCGCAUACUCCCACGCCAAUCGGGCUGUUCUCAAGCUUCGUGACCAGAAACAGAUGGAUUUCGAAGAACUCUCUGACUAUCUGUCUGGCGUAACGGCUGAGCGGGACCGACUAGCAGCAGUCAUCAGUGGUCAUGCCGGAAGUACUGGUCUGGGUCUUAGUGCUUACAUUCGAGAUAAGGUGGACGCUCUCCGAGGGGCAGACGACGACAGGAGUAGAGUUGAGAAGAUGCGUAAGCUGGAUACAAAGAUUAAGGAGUUGCAAGAUGCCGUCACGACCGCACACGAGACGUCCGAUGCUUUCAGCGACGAGACGUUACGGGAGCAGAAUAUAUUCCAGUACGCCAAGGAGGCCGAGAUGAAGGAGAUGUUGGGCAAUCUAGCGGACGGACAAAUUGAAUUCUAUCGAGCGGCUAUGGAGGAAUGGGAUAGGAUCAUUCCUAUAAUUCAGCGUAUACGAGUGGAUGUCUAA